This is a messenger RNA of Spinacia oleracea (spinach), 1357 nucleotides long. Its product is annotated as pyridoxal reductase, chloroplastic. Bases 202 to 1203 code for a protein of 333 amino acids. The record is from RefSeq and is a predicted model, not a curated record. The transcript has 8 exons. Lineage: Eukaryota; Viridiplantae; Streptophyta; Magnoliopsida; Caryophyllales; Amaranthaceae.
AAUACAGUUAAGUGCAGUAAAGUAUAGAUAAAUUUUAUUAAAUUUAAAUAAGUUCAAUUAAAUCCAAAUAAGUUAACUUCAAAUCCUAACAUAAGUUUAAUACGUUUGAAAAAUUCAAUUCAAUCCUCGUAACUUCUUAUCCUCGUCUCACAACACUCGCUACUCUACUCCGAUUCAUUUCAUUGGAAAACGAGAGAGAAAAUGUUGACAUUCCUUCACCUCAACUCUCUAAAAGCCAUUAAAAUCAACACCCAUACUCGGCGUAACUCGAUAAGACUUGGUCGGAGAUCAGUCAGGUGCGACUCGACGGUGGAGAUGUCGACGGAGAAACACCAAAUUAAGGUGAGUAACGGGGACGAUUCGGUGGAGAUAUGCCGAGUUUUGAACGGAAUGUGGCAAACAAGUGGUAGAUGGGGACGUAUCGACCGAGAUAACGUCGUUGAAUCCAUGCUCCGCUAUUCUGAUGCUGGGCUUUCCACCUUCGACAUGGCUGAUCACUAUGGACCUGCUGAAGAUCUUUAUGGAAUUUUUAUUAAUCGAGUCCGUCGUGAGCGCCCACCUGAUGUUUUAGAAAAAGUCAGAGGUCUCACAAAAUGGGUUCCCUCACCAGUUAAAAUGACGAGGAGUUUUGUAGAAAGCAAUAUUAAUGUUUCAAGGAAAAGAAUGGAUGUUUCUUGCUUGGGUAUGCUACAGUUCCACUGGUGGGACUAUGCCAAUUCUUGGUGUCUAGAUGCAUUGAAACAUCUUGCAGAUCUUAAAGAUGAAGGUUAUUUCCCUUUUAGAAAAACUAAAAUUGUGGCUCUUACAAAUUUUCAUACGGAGAGAUUGCGAAUAAUUCUUGAAAAUGAGAUUUCCGUUGUUAGCAACCAGGUGCAACAUUCGAUUAUUAACAUGCGUCCUCAACAGAAAAUGGCAGAGUUUUGCCAACAAACUGGAGUUAAACUUAUAACGUAUGGAACAGUUAUGGGUGGUCUUUUAUCAGAGCAGUUCCUUGAUACCAACUUAUCCAUUCCGUUUGUUGGUCCUUCACUUAAUACUCCCUCCCUACAAAAGUACAAAAGGAUGGUUGAUGCAUGGGGAGGAUGGAGUCUAUUCCAAGUAUUGCUUCAAGUGCUGAACAAAAUAGCUAGGAAGCACCGUGUGUCCAUUUCAACUGUUGCUGUUAAAUACUAUAGGAAAUACAUAAUUUAUAUUAUUAUUUAAUCUAUUUUCCAUAACUGAUUUCUGUUAUUAGUUGGUUAGGGUCUUUGUAUAUAUUCCCUAGUCUACUUGCUUCUCAAGGAAUGAAUUCUGUUUUCAUUCAUUUACUACAUUCUGAAUAUAAUUCUCUUCUUCUCUCUCUGAUAUUCUGCUCAAA